GACGUGAAUUGUAAAGCUGCCAAUACCUAUAUGGUUGUUACCAUUGGCGUCCCAUUCCCGUUCAUGUGCACUACAAUAUGGACCGCCCUGUAUAAGCGUUCGCGUAGGCGUCGCUGGUUGUUUCUUAAUUGGGAAAAUUGCCCAUAAUCUAGGUCGGAGAACGCACAUGUCGCUUUCAUAUAUUUUUUUCCCCGCCGUUUAAAAAUAGAUCCGCGACUUUGUGAUAAAUGUUCGUUUUAUCGGGAUACAAAUAGAACUACGAUGUCGCGUCUUUCGUCUCUAUAUUUACGUUUCGGAUUAACAUGUUCUACUCGACUCUUUCGAUAUCUGUUCUUCGACCAUUGGCGCGUCGCUAUUGACCCAACCCGUCCCUGGCGAGGGAAGCAGCAGAAAUCGAACUCCACGGAAAGCACCAGUCUUGCGCGUUAUCGUCUUAUAGUAGGAAUACAAAAGUCUCGUUGCGACGAGCGUGUGUGUGUGCGUGCAUGUUAUUGUUUACGUUUGUUUGAAUAAUAAGUGGUUAUAUUUGAGCACGCGACGUGCAUUAAAGCAGGCGAGCCAAACGCACUUCUAGGACGGCAGUCGUAAAAUCGAAGAGACCGGGCAAUGGCGGCCGAGUGCGGCAUUUUGAAAGGUCCCCGAAGCAAGUACCCGAAAAUCACGAAAAGUGUCGGCGAACUAUUUUUCGAUCAGGUCGAGAAAUUGGGCGAGAAAAAUUGCCAGAUCGACGCGGACACGGGCAAGUCCGAAACGUAUCAGGAGGUCAAAACGCGCGCCGUAAGAGUGGCGAUCCGCCUGAAGGAGAUCGGCCUACGUGAAAACGACGUCGCAAUGGUUUGCUGCCGGAACAACCUGGACGACAUGAUCCCAGUACUCGCCACCCUCUUCGUCGGCGGCUGCGUUUCCUCCAUCGACCCCAAGGAAACCGUCGACGACGUGAAACAUGCCUUCGCAGUCGUCGCACCUCGAUACGUCUUCGUCGAAGAGGAUUCUGUCGCGCUGAUCGAGCAGAGCGCCGGUGACGUCGUGAAUCCACCAACGAUCAUCGUCAUCGGGUCUUCCACCAAGUACCGGAACAUGGCGGAUAUGGAGACGCCGGCCGAAAACGAGCAGACUUUCAGGCCGCUGAGGAAAAACGUCGAUGACAUCGCGGUCAUCGUCUUCAGCAGCGGCACCACGUCGUUGCCGAAAGGCAUAGCGAUCUCGCACUACGGCAUGUUGCACGGGUUCUUGGCGUUGGUUCGCGAAAUAGACAACUGUCGACCGGAUGUGAUGGUCCAUUUCGCUUCGCUCUUCUGGAUCUCGGCAGUGCUGCUGACCGGCAUCACUUUGGUCACCGGCGGCACCAAAGUGAUCGCCCCACGAAUUUCGGCUGCCGAUUUGCUGCGCGUCAUCGAACGAUACAAGGUGUCGUUUAUAUUCAUGUCCAACACGUACACGUACGAAAUAACCGACCUCAAGCAGGAAGUGGUAAACCGGUACGACACAUCGUCGUUGUACUCGAUUAUCAUCGGCGGGUCGACAAUGAACCCGACCCAGCUUAAGAGAAUUAGAAAUACCCUGGUGCACACCAAGGUGACUGUAGGCUACGGGUCCAGCGAGACCGCAGCGGUCUCUUCGUUCGACUUGCGAGACGCGGAAGCGUACGAGAAAAAGGUCUUGUCUUCCGGCAAGGUUCUAAGCGACGUCGAAGUGAAGAUUGUCGAUAUCGAAAAGCGUGCAGUUCUAGGCCCCAAUCACCAAGGGGAAAUACUGGUCCGAAGUCCUUAUCUCAUGAAGGGUUACUACAACAUGGAAAAGCCUGACGCCUUCGACGACCAGGGUUUCCUCAAGACAGGCGACAUCGGGUACUUCGAUGAAGACGAAUACCUCUACGUUACCGAUCGCAUCCACGAGGUGUUCAAGUAUCAAACGUCACAGGUGUCCCCCGUUGCAAUCGAGAGGGUUCUCGCAGAACACCCGGCCAUCAAGGAGGCGGUCGUCUUUGGGGUGCCACACGAGGUCGACAGGUUUCAUCCUGCGGCGUGUAUCGUGCUCAAAAAGGACUCAAGCGUGGACGUCCAAGAAGUUGCAGAAUUUGUUUCGGCGAGGGUAUCUGAUAAAAACAAAUUGAGAGGCGGUGUUAUAGUCAUAGAUAGGAUACCGAGGACCCCUACCGGCAAAAUACAGCGCAGAUCUAUACGGGAUUACUUUCUGAGAUGUCGCGAUGGAUAAGUUUUUAAUUACUGCAAUAAGAGAUGGCAAUUUUUUUAUAGCCCCAAUGGUCAAUUUACCACCAAAACUUGUGUCAUAUUAUAUAAAUUACUCAGGAUAACUGUUCUAAUUGAUAAUGGGAUGAUUUUUUAAAUUUUUAUA
This is a messenger RNA of Cylas formicarius (sweet potato weevil), 2355 nucleotides long. Its product is annotated as luciferin 4-monooxygenase-like. Gene Ontology annotation, molecular function: long-chain fatty acid-CoA ligase activity. Gene Ontology annotation, biological process: fatty-acyl-CoA biosynthetic process; long-chain fatty acid metabolic process. The transcript is spliced from 6 exons. NCBI's taxonomy places the organism in Eukaryota, Metazoa, Arthropoda, Insecta, Coleoptera, Brentidae. The record is from RefSeq and is a predicted model, not a curated record. The coding region runs from base 607 to 2214 and encodes 535 amino acids.